Messenger RNA from Thecamonas trahens ATCC 50062, 1083 nucleotides. RefSeq lists its product as uncharacterized. Gene Ontology annotation, biological process: RNA processing. Lineage: Eukaryota; Apusomonadida; Apusomonadidae. The coding region runs from base 1 to 1083 and encodes 360 amino acids. The transcript is spliced from 2 exons. The record is from RefSeq and is a predicted model, not a curated record. Gene Ontology annotation, molecular function: RNA binding; RNA nuclease activity; protein binding.
AUGCCAUCGCUACCGCACGCGGUCGACGACGACGUGUCGUCGCAGGUGGCGGCCGCAUCUGUGUCUGCCCUUGUGGGCUCCGCCGCCUCGGGCGACCUGCCGACUGUGCAGCGGCUUGUGGGCGAGGGCGUACCAGUCGAUGUCUCGGUCGUGGUCGACGGCGCUCUGGUCGAUGCGGUGACGGCGGCGAGCAAGGCCGGCGCCAUGGACGUUGUUCAGUGGCUGGUGAACGAGGACGGCGGCGGUGGGGAUGUGAACAAGAUCAACGCGGCUGGCUCGACGCCGCUGGUGGUGGCUGCUGUCCACGGCCACGUAUCGCUUGUAGUUUGGCUGCUCAAGACGGCCAAGGCCGACGUCGACAAGACCAUUUUCCGCGGCUUUACGGCGCUGAUGAUGUGCGCCAUGAUGGGCGCGCUGGACAUGGUCAAGAUCCUGGUGCGUGUUGGCAAGGCCGAUGUGAACAAGGUUAACGACGCUUGCUGGACUCCGCUGUAUGCCGCCGCCAACACCGGCCAUGUCGAUGUCAUCGAGUGGCUUGUCUGCGCCGCCCGCGCCCGGGUCGGCGGCCACGGCCUCUCGCCGCUCCUCGUCGCAGCGCAAAACGGACACUCGGACGUUGUCCAGUGGCUUGUCCAGCGUGCCCGGGCCGACGUGAACGCGACCAACGCCCGCGGCGCCACCCCCUUGUACCUCGCUGCCGAGCGCGGACGGGUCGACAUGCUGCGGGUGCUUGUCCGCGAGUGCAGGGCUGACAUCAACAAGGCUUCUUUUGAUGGUAUGACGCCGCUGCACAUUGCUGCCCAGAACCGCCACACCGACGCCAUCUACUGGCUUGCCACCGAAGGCAAAGCAAGCAUCAACGCUACUGACAACGACGGUGCCACCCCGCUCCACAUCGCCGCUGCCACCCGCCAUAGCUUUGCCGUUGUGCAGACACUCGUCGAGUGCGGCGCUGACGUGUCGAUCGUCGACAAGCACGGUGACACCCCGCUCCGCGUCGCCGUCACCGUCAAGAACAUGCGCGUUGCCGAGUGGCUCAGCGUCGGCGGCGCACCCGGCCUCCCCCUGCGCGCUGAAGCUUAA